Coccidioides immitis RS is the source of this 2117-nucleotide messenger RNA. RefSeq names its product mitochondrial oxaloacetate transporter. The coding region runs from base 212 to 1144 and encodes 310 amino acids. Lineage: Eukaryota; Fungi; Ascomycota; Eurotiomycetes; Onygenales; Onygenaceae. The transcript has 7 exons. The record is from RefSeq and is a predicted model, not a curated record.
CCAGAGUCGCACGGAGUCCUACAAGCCAAAAGUUGUUAUUGUGACAAUGCUGGGACCAUCCUGAUUAGGGCUGUUUGUGUCACUCCUUCAUGUUCGCUCUCUCACUUCACUUUUCUUCGUUUUCUGGGGCACCAGUGUUUAUUCAUUUUUACUGAAUCUCUCCACUCUCUCUGUCCGCCAGAUAUCAGAUAUCAGGGUGCCUCUAGACGUCAUGUCUACCACAACUGGGGCCUUUAUUGCUGGUGGCAUCGCCGCAUGCGGAGCUGUCACCGUGACGCACAGUUUCGAAACCGUGAAGAUCCGAUUACAGCUUCAGGGUGAGCUACAGUCGAAGAAAGAGGCAGUUCGCAAAUACAGGGGUGUGUUGCAUGGUGUGAAGGUGAUUCUGCAGAAUGAAGGUCCUCGCGGGCUGUUUCGUGGGAUUGGGUCCGCUUACGUUUAUCAAAUCCUCCUAAACGGAUGUCGUCUGGGCUUCUACGAACCGUUGCGACAAGGCCUUACCUCCGUCCUGUACAAAGACCCCGCUUACCAGUCGUUGGGUAUCAACAUCUUCUCCGGUGCAGCAUCCGGAAUUCUCGGAGCAGCAGCGGGUUCCCCCUUUUUCCUUGUAAAGACAAGGUUACAGUCCUUCUCUCCGUUCCUACCCGUUGGAACACAGCACCAAUAUAAGAACUCUUUCGAUGGGCUUCGACAGAUCCACGGCAAUGAGGGUAUCACAGGCCUUUACCGCGGAGUCGGCGCUGCUAUGGUUCGUACCGGAUUUGGCAGCUCGGUUCAGCUCCCAACCUACUUCUUUGCGAAAAGGCGGUUGACCAGGCAUCUCGGAAUGGAGGAUGGUCCAGGACUGCAUUUGGCGAGUAGUGCAUGCAGUGGAUUCGUUGUUUGCUGUGUCAUGCACCCCCCAGACACCAUCAUGUCAAGAAUGUACAACCAGACGGGUAAUUUGUACAAGGGAGUGUUCGACUGCCUGUACAAGACCGUCACCACCGAAGGUGUUCUCGCCAUCUACAAGGGAUACUUUGCUCAUCUAGCGCGUAUCUUGCCACACACCAUUUUAACUUUGACUUUGGCCGAACAAACCAACAAGCUUAUGCGGCGAUUUGAGUACCGAUUUAUCCCCGAAUCGAUCAGGGCUAGGAUAUAAAGCCUUUGCAAUCUAAUAAUGAACUAUAUCCGUAGCAUGUCCAUCUUGUUCUUUUGCUUUUCAUGCACUCAUCUUGUUGAAUAUCCCGGGCGUUCGCAUGGGAAGGAUAAGCGAUAGAUUUACAUAGAGGGUGUCAAUUUAUUCAGAACAGCUGAAUUCAAAUACGAUCGUUUGUGUCACCAGUAACCACUGACCUCGUCGGGUUUCGGAAUAUCCACGAAGCUCCUCGGGGUUUUGUGCGAACUUCAUUUGGACCAUUCCUAUCGCCGGAAGGCUACCCCGGUAACACAACGCGGGCUAGCGUGACCGGGUUGGAGGGAUUCAAGAAUUUUCAUCGCCUCCCGAGCACAGAGUACUCCCUACUUCGUCGCAGUUAACAUUUCAUGUCGCGUUUUCGAGCGCGUCACCAGACGCAGCAAGAAAAGACUCCUCAGGCACCAAAUUAUUGGAUGGCGAGACCAUGUUUCCAGCCAAACUGUCCAUGCAUUGGCGGUGUUUCAGACGGAAGAAGGGGUAGUCAUCACGAUCGUUGUUUGAGAUAAGCUGAAUUUGACGAAACAUAUGAUAUAUCUAUGGUGGGCCCAUCAAAAUUCGCGUUCUUCCCUUGUGAUGUGCAAGGGGCCUUGCAGGCACGUUAUCUCCGACAAGAGCUCCCCUGGUCUUCUGCUCAGACAUCCAUGCAGGGCACGAAGUCUGUUCGCGUCCAUUUCGGAGGUUUGGCAUUGUAAUGAUUCCGCCAUGGCAUGAUAAUGGAUCCAGCCUAUCCCGGUUGGUGCCUGGGUGACGGGCUGGAUUCGAUGUGGGCUGGUGAGACACCCAGCCACCUGUUUACAAAUCAUGACAUAAAGCACAUUGGCGCGGACGCGUUCUGCAUGGAAACCAUCUGCAUUGUCCAGGUUCAAUCUGGCGAGGAGGAAUAGGGCAAUAUUUAAUAUGGGAAUUUACAAUUGAAUUAUCAUACUAUAUACUCCGU